Messenger RNA from Penicillium roqueforti, 426 nucleotides. RefSeq lists its product as uncharacterized. The transcript has 3 exons. The coding region runs from base 1 to 426 and encodes 141 amino acids. The record is from RefSeq and is a predicted model, not a curated record. NCBI's taxonomy places the organism in Eukaryota, Fungi, Ascomycota, Eurotiomycetes, Eurotiales, Aspergillaceae.
AUGUCGAAGAACCGGGUUCCCAUGUAUCUGGGCCUCGCUGCGGCGGGUGCAGGCGGAUACUACUUGUACUCUGCCGGCGGCGAUCCUUCAGCAGCAAAGCACCAAAUGAAGAUUGACGCUGAGAAGGCACGCGAGAAGCUCCCAAGUACAAAUAACGCCGAGAAGACUGGCAAGGAUUUCGGCAAGGAAGCCGGUGCCAAUAUCGACGAUGCUAUCGCCAAAGCCCGCGCUGAGGGCAAACGUAUCCCAGAGUUCGCCCAGGAGAGCAAAGAUAAGCUUGAUGAGCUCCGCGACGAAGCAAAGAACAAGUUCAAUGCCAAUCGGGAGAAGCUCAACAGCGGUGUUGAUCAGAUUGAUCGUGAGGUCGAGCAAAAAGCCGCUGAAGCCAAGGGGACCGUCUCUGGCUGGCUAGGUGGAAAGAAAUAA